UCCCAUUAUUUACCAAGAACACCUCUCUCUGUUGAUUGUCAACAUAAAUCAGAGAAGUCUUGUCUAUGUUGACAACAUAAUUUGGAGUAAGAAGAUUCAUGAUGAUUAUAUGGCAAUGGUGUCAUUGCUUAUUGAAGGAUUUGCACAGUUUCUGCUAGAGAUUGGCCAUGCGGCUGCUGCUGAUUGCUUAAAUUUUGAAAUGUCAAUUCUGGACUUUGCUGGGAGAUCAGAUAACCCUGAUCAUGUAGAUUGCGGAAUUUUUUUGAUGACAGCAAUGCAGUACUUUAAUGGCAAAAAUAUUCCCAUGGACCUUUCCUAUCGCGGUACAAGGACAAUGUUACGGGCUAAGAUUUGUUCAACCUUAGUCCUUUCUGAUAUGAAUGAAAUUCGGGCUGAUGUGCUGGAGGAACUGGAAUCAUUCAACAUGAUUAAAGUUGGUAUUUCCCAUGCUGUUCGUGAUCGCCGAAAGAAAAAGAAAGAAGAAGAAGAAAGACAGAGAAAAGAAGCAGAAGCAAAGAAGAAGCUAGAAGAAGAAGAGGCUGUAAAGUUGAAACAGCAGGCUGAUUUAAAAAAGGCUGAAACUACAAGGAAAAGGUUAGAAACAAUUGCAAAAAGAAAAGCAGCAGCCCAAGAGAAGCCAGAAGGAAAUGACAAUGCUCCUUUGAGAACAUACAAGUCAUCAAGGCGAAUUGCCAAGAACAACGAACCAGUGGUAGCAGCUGAAGCAGUGCCAACAGUAGAAGCAGUGCCAUUCUCUGAUAUGGAUCAAAACAAAGCUACUGUUGCACCGAAACAAAAGAGACCAAAAGUUAUUCAUCAUAAGCCACCUUCCAGUUAAUCAGUAAACUUAGCUAUCAGGUUGUUUUUAGUUGUUAUUUAGUAAACAAUUUAUAUGUGAAUAUUUUUAUUAACUGCUUUGUUUAGUUGAUAUAUUUUGA
This is a messenger RNA of Spinacia oleracea (spinach), 938 nucleotides long. RefSeq lists its product as uncharacterized. The coding region runs from base 110 to 838 and encodes 242 amino acids. Lineage: Eukaryota; Viridiplantae; Streptophyta; Magnoliopsida; Caryophyllales; Amaranthaceae. The transcript has 2 exons. The record is from RefSeq and is a predicted model, not a curated record.